Molecule: messenger RNA, 4230 nt
Organism: Fundulus heteroclitus (mummichog)
Lineage: Eukaryota; Metazoa; Chordata; Actinopteri; Cyprinodontiformes; Fundulidae
Exons: 4
Coding region: 1532-3319 (595 amino acids)
Source: RefSeq, a predicted model, not a curated record
GGGACACAUCUAAAAGUUGCAGGACACCGGCCCUUGAGGACUGGACUUUGACACCUGUGCUCUACAGGGUACCUAGGUUCCCUGAUACUGGUUUGUGAUAGAGAUGCUUCACUGGUGUCAGAGAAACAGCUCUCAUUUUCGCUGCUAUCUGACACCUCCCUCCUCUCUGCAGCAAGCUUGCUGGCCUGCUUGCUGGCCUGAACAGCUGCCACCACAUUCCUCCUUUUGCUUCGCCUCUUUGUAGGAGCUGAAGCUUCCACUUCCAUCACCUCCUCCGUCUCACCUGUCUCUCCCUCCAAUCCAGUUCCCAAAACCGACUCUACACUGUUCCUCCUUUCAUUCCAAUUACCUACCUCCACCUCUCCUUUCCCUCUCUGAUCUCCACACACUAAAUGUUCCUCAUUGCUCUUCACCCCCUCCUGCUCUCCCUGUACACCGUCUCUCUCCCCCUCACCACCAUCCACCGUGCAUCUAUCUUUUCCCACACACACAUUCAUUCUACUGUCCACCACUGGCACCUCAACAAUACCAUCUGCUGGCUCUUCUGCCGCGGUUUCCCCCCGCGGGCUCCCCCGCAGGCUCCUCCGCGGCAGCCGCGGGUUCCUCCGCAGCGGCCCGCUCGCCAGGUGGAUCCCUCUCCUGUUCAGCAGCAGCGGGCUGCUGCUUUGCCGAACCCGGGGGGGCCGGCCCGGCCCUGUCAGGACACAUUUUUAUAAUAUGGCCGUCCUGACCACAACCAAAGCACUUCAUAUUAGAAGACGUGGCAAACAAAAUAUAAUCAAAGUCAUCUAUUCUGACAUGAAAACGCAAGUUAAGCUCCUCAUCUCGACGAUUUAAUAUCAUGAACAGUUGUCUCCUGUGAGAGACAACGUGUUUUAAUAGCGGUGAUUUACAACCGAACGGCACUUUUUUAAUUUGUGACACCACUUUGCCAUGUCGAGACAACUCUUUAAUCAAAAACUCAUCACUAAUAAAAGGAGGGACGUUUGACAAUGUUACCUUAGUUGCAGGUAAGGUAAGCGGCGAGACUUGUAAAAACAAACCAUCUACAGAAACGCCCGCUUCCACUAACUGUUGAGCCUGCUCCACUUUUUCAACAAACAAAACUACAGCUCCAUUCAUUCGCGCUGCUGACUUAAUAAAUCCAUGCCCAAUUACCUCACCCACAGCCAGACAAACGUCUUCCACGCUGCACGGAGAACCAGCACCCACCUUGAUGCCGUUCUUCCGUGUCAGCGUGGAGAAAACACCAGAGCCACCACCCACCACCAUGGCGUUCAAGACGCUGGGCAAAACCCGACGGCCACCAAACCCCACAAACCCUACCAAAAAAAACCUAAAGCACAACAAAACACCUAUAUAUACAAUAUUUACAUACACCCAGUGAAAGAUAGAAAAAAGUAGGAAAAAAACACUCAAACAAAUUCAACUCACGCUCUCUCCCUUCUCCUUCACUCACACUCCUCCCACACGAAGAAGAAGAAGAACAAGGUAGCAGCACAAGAAGGUCCUUUAAAGAAAAGUAGUACAUAUGGAUCCAGUACGUUACAAAAGGUACCUCGUUGACGACGAAGCACCUGUUCCAGAAAGAACAGAGAGAAGACGUAAACGAAAGCACUUUUCUGAAGAUAUUGGUGAUGAUGAAGAAGCUGUGGCCUCUUCUUCUACAACUCCGAAUCUCACCCAAAAGGACAGUCAGGAUGACCUGGUGUCUACUGCUUCUGAUGACAUAAUGAACCAACCCAUACCUGGACCUAGCUCUUUACCUGGGGACCCAGUAGAGGAACAUCUAGAAGACCCCACAAGUCAAACUUUAGAUCAGGAACCAACAAAAGAACAGGUGGAACUCCUGCUGCUUGCUUUAAAACUCAAACACGGAUUAACAAAUAGAUCCUUGGAGGACAUCAUGCAUCUUAUCAACUUUAGUGCUGGUCCUGGUGGGGAAGUGGUUAGUGGCUCAAAGUACCUUUUCUAUAAAGCAUUUGAUUCAGUGAAAGACAUAUUAGAAGUACAUUAUGUAUGCAAGAGUUGCAAUGUAAGCAUGCAGGAAGGUCCCUUUAAUGUCACGUGCCCAGUCUGUGACCAGGACACAUCAAAAGUGCAUGCACAAAAAGACCAGUGUUUUUUGUACUUGCCACUAAAAUACCAAAUUAAAAAACUGCUUGAGGACCACCAAUUAGGGAAACACCUGGAACACCGUUUUGAGAAGAAGGAUGCUUCCAUCAAAGAUAUAUACGAUGGACAUUUAAACAAAAAACAAUCACACCUUGCAUCCCCAGACAGCAUAUCUCUGACAUUCAACUGUGACGGAGUGCCAGUACACAAAUCAAACACAAAAAGUUUGUGGCCAAUUUUGUGUACUAUUAAUGAACUGCCAAUACAACUAAGUGCAAAACAUGUUAUGCUUAGUGGCCUGUGGUUUGGUCAAAACAAACCAAAUAUGAACACGUACAUGAAACCAUUUGUCGAUGAAUCCAUAGAGUUGUACUCUGAUGGUCUUAUAUGGAAAAGGGAAAGUGGGGAAGUUGUAACAAGUAAAGUAGUUGUUACUACCAUGGUGGCAGAUUCAGUUGCUCGGCCACUGAUUCAGAACUUUAAACAGUUUAAUGGCGAGUUUGGAUGUUCUUUUUGUAUGCAGAAAGGAACAAGUGUGUUAAAACGCAGGGGACGUGUAAGGGCUUAUCCCUAUGAAAAAACAGAUUUGAGGAAUCCCUCCCAGACGGAUGAUCUGGUUGAAGAAGCUCUUGCUGGAAACCCCACUAAGGGAGUGAAAGGGCCUAGCAUUUUGUCUUGCCUACCCGAUUUUAAUAUCAUUGAUGGCUGUGUUCCAGAUUAUAUGCACAGUGUGCUGCUGGGUGUAGCAAGAAGCAUCACCACUCUGUGGUUUAAUUCUGAAAACCACCAAUCACCAUGGUAUAUCGGACGCUCAACAGAACAGAUUGAUGACAUUUUAACUUCUAUUAAACCCCCCUGUAAUGUUUCCCGUGUUCCCCGCUCAGUGAAAGAGAAAAAGUUCUGGAAGGCACACGAGUGGAGCAUGUGGUUGUUUUAUUACAGCAUACCAACAUUGAAAGACGUCUUGCCUGAAAAAUAUCUGAAGCACUGGUUUAAGUUGGUAAAGGGGGUUUCUCUUCUACUUGGUGAGAAUAUAUCAACACUGCACUUAUCAGAAUCUGAGGGGUUGCUAACAGAGUUUGUUCAGGAAAUGGAGACCCUUUAUGGGAUUAAUAAUGUCACUUUCAAUGUACAUUUGUGCCUUCAUCUGCCCAAUACUGUGAGAAACUGGGGUCCCCUCUGGGCAGUCUGCAUUUGUGUUUGAGUCAUACAAUAGAUAUGAUAAAGAGCAGCCAGGGAGUUUCUCUGCAGAUAAUGAAAACAGUUUGGCUACAGGUUGCAUUUCCAUCAUUUUCCCAAAAAACCAUGGUGGCAGCUUCUGAUGAUUACUUGGCUCUCUUAGAGUCUUUUGCAGUUAAGAAAAAAAUGGUGCUGGAAGUAAGUCGCUCUCAUGGUGUUACAUCUCUGGGUAGGCCUAAGAUUUUUAUGAUCAGAAAUGAUGAUUUUCUGGCAUUGAAUAGCAUCAGCAACCUUGAAAAUAGAGUCACUAUGAAGUAUUUUAGCAGAGUAGUUGUUAAUGCUGAAAUAGUUCAUUCACAAAACUACUCGCGUACUUUUCGGAGAAACUCAUACUUUCUGAUUGAGAGGAAAGUAUUUUCUCUGUGAAGACAUUUAUUGUCUGUGAUCUGGGGCAGGGGGAGACAUGUUAUGCAGUGGGGAAGUACUACCAAAAAGUGAAACAAGACAUCUGCAGUCAAUUUAAGAAUCCUUGUUAUUUCAUCCCUGUAGGGGAAAGUAUUGGGCCUUUAGUUGCUGUACAAGCAUCUCAGAUAAAAGAAAAGUGUCUGUUCAUUAAAACUGUGAACAGAAAUGUUGACAUUGUCUUCAAAUGCAUUAACUACAGUGAAAUGCUCAGAUAGAUGUGGGAUGAUGAUUAGUUGAAUUUAUGUUCUAUGCACUUUCUUUUUUUGUCAUACAUUUAGACUCUGACCUUUCUGCAAAAUUCAUCUAUAAAAUGCAUCAAAACAAUACAGAAAGCAUUUCAUUUUGCAUUGCAUUUGGUGGAUGUAAUGGUUAAUUUUUGGAUAUGUGUGAGCUGUAAUGUGAAUCUUGAAGUGACUUGAAAUGGGGGGGGCGGGCACUUGAUUGACAAAAUAAAAAAAUCGUUUUGCUAUA